Messenger RNA from Biomphalaria glabrata, 8265 nucleotides. Its product is annotated as signal-induced proliferation-associated 1-like protein 2. Lineage: Eukaryota; Metazoa; Mollusca; Gastropoda; Planorbidae. Gene Ontology annotation, cellular component: cytoplasm. Gene Ontology annotation, biological process: regulation of small GTPase mediated signal transduction; activation of GTPase activity. Gene Ontology annotation, molecular function: GTPase activator activity; protein binding. The coding region runs from base 666 to 5777 and encodes 1703 amino acids. The record is from RefSeq and is a predicted model, not a curated record. The transcript has 27 exons.
UUUUAUGUGUUUGUUUUAUUUGAAUAAAAAAAUAUAUGUCUCUAAAUGUCAACAUGCCAUUCAGUUAUGAAGUAUUAGUUUCUAAGAUUUAAAAGAAAAGGGGAUGAAAUUCUUGUGGUAAUUAAUGUAAAUAAAUGGGGUAUUUAAAAUGUCAUGUAGACUUUUAUUGAGCGGUGUUAUUGUUGAACCUGUUCUCUGAUAAAAACUUUAUGUUUCAAUUAGAAACAGUUGUGUUACAGUGUGUUUGUCUUUCACCAAUUGAAAACUCAACGAAGGCAUUAGUACGUAUACAUCAGUACGUUUUCAAAAUCGUGCUGAACUUAUUCACAAUGGAAAUGGGUGGAUAGUGUGGUACGGGGAAUAACCGGAAGGAUCCGUCAGGAAGGGAGGCAACCGCAGAUGGCUGUAAUAGAAGGUAAAUCAAGUCAAGUUUGAGCGAGGCAUGGUAGCUCCCAAUUAUUGUGAACGACUCACGGUCUGGCUGUGUGGCCGACGGAUAGUUUCUCCACUCGGUUCUUUUUAGAGUAUGGACGUCAGUUUGUUGUCAGGAGCUUGUCCAUUUUGACCAGAAAUAUUGAAAACAUUCCAAACAUGAGCAGGGGCUGUGUUAGCUCUUGUAAACAAGUGAAAACAAUGUUUAAGAGUCUCUGCUAGAGGAUUUGAUAAUGGCUACAGACGGUCAGAUGUCUCUUGGCACCAACACAAAUAUAGACCUGGUACGGCAGAGGGCUCAGAAAGCAGCAGAGUUUUACCAACAACAGCAAGUUGGGUAUGGCGCUGGCGACCAGAUGGCUCCAACCACACAUGCCUCCACAACAAACCAUCAUUUCAGAGUCCCCCCACAGUAUUCUGAGGCAUACACCACAAACCACAAUUCUGGGGGAACGCAGGUCCACUCUGCUGAUGGCUUCACCGGUGCUGGUGGUGGCACUUACACUAACCUCAACAGAGUCCUCUCAGAUGAAUCUUUUGAAUCUGCUCUGGCCCCUUCGUCCAGUGAUAGUUUCUAUAGAGCUAAGAUGAGGGCUGGUAUUAUUGACAUGAGGAGCUCUUACAAUGAAAGGUAUGGUGGUGGAAAUGGGCGAGCUAGGGCUAGAACAUUUCAUGGACCACACACGGGUAACAGGCCUCGGACUCAUACAUAUGCCCUAGAAAACAAACAACCCUUGUCUGGGCAACAGCAGCAGCCUUCACAGACACAGAAAACAGUCUCUUUGACGCAGUACAAUAGCCAUUCACAACAGCAGCCUGCGCCACAAAAACCUGCCAGGACAUAUGCCACAAACAAGGUUCAGCUUUACAGAAGUAGUAGUGACCUUGAAGUGGAUGUUGGAGAAACGGACGCUCCUCCCCCUGCACCAGCAAGCCUCCAUCGGGAAUAUGGCAGCACAUCUUCGCUAGACGUCCUGGGAACUAGUGAUAACUUUUUCAACAUGCUCAGCGAAUUUCGAAAUCAAGCUCUUGACCAGCGUAGUCCUGCUCCCCCUCAUCUUAAAGAACUCCUUAAAGGCCGCCUGGAGUCCACCUCUGAGCCCCUGAUACAAGGCUCAACAGACUCAUCAAAAAGCUCAGUGAAAUUCUUGAAUGGAUUGGGGUCUGGUGAGAAAGACACUUCUGUAGACGAAGUGGAUGGUUUGAAAGGAAAUAAAGCUAAAUCUAAACACAAAGAAAGAAAACAGCGUGCCAAGUCCAUCACGGGAGAAGGUAGUGCUAGUAUUCUUAAAAAACUUCGUGGCAAAGUCGACUCUGACCUGACUAGCAAUAAGUCAGAAGAUCGCACCAUUUCAGAAGAUUCACAAUCUAGAUCUGAAGAACACUUACGAUGUCGUGCCUUUGUUCAUUUCGAUUGCCAAUCUGUCGGGGUAGACUUGGAUAAAGUUAUACAACAACGACUUCUUGGUUUAUCGUAUAAGACAAACAUUUCAACAGGUGCCUCUGCGGCAUCGGGUCAGAGGACUAGUCUAGCAACCGAUAAGGAUGACCCCGAUAUCUUGGCUGAUACAGAUGAAGGGGACGGUAAAAGUAAUGAGCUGGUUCUCUCUUGCCCCUUUUUUCGUAAUGAGCUGGGAGGGGAGGACGAGAGGACUGUCAGCUUGACCAAAGUGACUGCCCAUAAAAGACUUGCUGGGAAUAACACCACCUCUGUUCCAUCCAUCAGUAGUAAAUCUCAGGUUCGACAUCCAGCUUGCUGUGGCGUAGCCAUUUUGGACUCAUCGCCAUCUCCAUCUGGACAAAUUCUUCCUCCACUUGUCUCACACCGUGGACAUGUUAUAGAAUAUGUAGACCAUGGAGCGUAUUAUUACAGGCAUUUCUUUUAUACUCAAGAUCACCACAAUUUAUUUGGCAUGGAUGAUAACCUUGGACCUGUGGCUAUAAGUAUCCGGAGGGAAAAGCUAGACUUGGAGGACAGGACCAACAACUUGGGCAAGGCUGACUAUGGGACAGCACAGUAUAGAAUCAUCUGUAGGACCAGUGAACUGACUACUCUGAGGGGGUGUAUCUUGGAAGAUGCUAUCCCAUCAAGGAUGACCAGUUCGAGAGGGGUGCCUUUUAAAGAUAUUCUUGAAAUGGCUGUGCCUGAAGUUCAGAUCUCCUGUCUGCGCCAGGCAGUAGCUGGACCGAAAACAUGUGAACAGCUGCUGAAGUUAGAUGAACAAGGAAUCAGCAAUACAUACAAAGUUGGAAUUGUCUACUGCAAGUCUGGCCAGUGCACCGAAGAAGAAAUGUAUAACAAUGAAUAUAGUGACCCAGCCUUUGAAGAAUUUUUAAAUUUGAUAAGUCAAAAAGUCAGGUUAAAAGGCUUUGAGAAAUACAGAGCUGGACUAGACUGCAAGACUGACACAACAGGAACUCAUUCCUACUAUACCACAUUCAACAACAACGAAAUCAUGUUUCAUGUCUCGACACUGCUGCCCUUCACACCCAACAACAAACAACAGUUGCUGAGAAAACGUCACAUUGGCAAUGACAUAGUGACUGUAGUGUUUCAAGAGCCUGGGGCUCUCCCCUUCACUCCUCAGACAGUCAGGUCACAGUUUCAGCAUGUCUUUAUUAUUGUCAGAGUGUCCAAUCCCAACACAGACAGUGCCAGAUAUAGUGUGGCUAUCACAAGAUCAAAAGAUGUUCCUCCGUUUGGCCCACCAAUACCUCACAACUGUAGUUUUAAAAAGACACAAGAUUUUGUAGACUUCUUAUUGGCUAAAAUCAUUAAUGCUGAGAAUGCAGCACACAAGUCUGAGAAGUUUCUAACCAUGGCCACCAGAACAAGGCAAGAGUACUUAAAGGACCUGGCAAUCAACUAUGUCACCAACACAUCAGUUGACUCUGGCUCAAAACUGAGUAAAUUUGGUUUAGGAAGUGGCAGAAAGAAAGAAAAACCCAAGCAGAAAGUUAUACCAGACAUGUUUGCUAAGGGAGCCAUUGUGUGGAAGGUGCAAGUGGAAGAUAUGGGAACAGCUUCUCAGGUUGAGUGUUUGCUGGCUAUAGCUGCUGACACCAUUGUAUUAGUAGAACAAACCAAUAAAGAUGUGAUAUUUACUAUACCAAGUAGUACAGUCAUUGGUUGGACCCAUCAGCCUACCAGUUUACGUUUGUAUUUUGGCGCUGGUGAGUGCCUGCUUCUCAGACCAAUGUCUGGAGAGUAUGAAGAGAUGAUGGAGAUCAUUACUAGACUGCAGGCUGUCACAAAUGGCACUGAGACCUCCAAGAUGGCUUUAAAAAGAAAUGGCCUGGGACAGCUUGGGUUUCACAUUCAGUCUGAAGGCAUUGUUACUGACGUGGAGCCCUAUGGGUUUGCUUAUGAGGCUGGCUUGAGGAAAGGAAGUCGGCUGGUGGAGAUCUGCAAGGUGGCCACCACCACAUUGUCCCAUGACCAAAUAGUGGAUCUUUUAAGAACUUCAGCUGUUGUUAAAGUGGUUGUUGUCCCACCUAUGGAAGAUGGAUCACCCAGAGGUUUUAUCACUUUGAACACUCACCUCCCUCACACGUCUCUGAUGUCAAUAAAUACCAUCAUGAUCUCUGAACAACUCCAUGCUUCUCCACACCAGGGUUCAGUGGAGUCUCUCUACCUCCCUAGGGGAGAUAAUAGCUUGUCAAGUUCAACUAUUGUGUCCACUACUAAUAAUGGCAAACCUUCACCGUCUGCUCACCAUAAAACCUUGCAGCAGACCCAGAGUAGUUCAGCUUACGACCAGAGACAGCGCCCUUCAGUGGCUCAGCAUGGUUACUCGGAUUCAACCCUCUCCUCCGGUAGAUCUUCAGAUGAUGGACGCUUUGGCCACUCUCGCCAGGAUUCUGCUGACCUAUACGGGUCUCUUGGUGGCAGCCAUGAAGGUCACACAAGCUCAGGUGAAGAGCCUCACUCACGAAACAGUUCCCAUGACAGCUCAGACUAUUCCAUGUCAGCCAUCAGUAUGCGGUCGCGCUCCAGUCAACAUAGCCAGCCACCACUUCGUAGAGGAGAACAUAUUAAUGCCAGUACAGAUGUUUCGAAUGAUGGCAGUAUUUAUAUGUCUGGGGGUCAGAAUGCAAACAGCAAGCGUCAGUUUGCCAACAUGGAGUACCCUUCAGGGAUCCCUGCCACUGGCAACAUUGCUUUGGAACUUUUAAAGCAGACGCAGAAUACCAAGUAUUUGUUAGGGCAAGGAGGUCAGGCCAGACCGGUGACUGACUCUAUGAGAGGGUCACGCGAUGGAGGCAACCCAGGCUCAUCAACAAACUUGAGUUUAAUUAGUGAGGGCACCUCCAGCAGCUCCUCACACUACUCACACCACAAUGAUCCAGUUCGUUUGAUCAAAGAUGAAGUGACACGGAGGAAAGAAGCUCUGGCUGCAACGAGGGCGAACAAGCCAGUCAUGAAGAAAGGAUUAACUGAGCCCCCCACCAGUAGUCCAAAGGCUUCCAGAAGGAACUUGUCAGGUAUGAUGUCAGAAGAGUCCCUGCCUUCACGGCUGCGUCCAGGCAUGUCUAGUCAGAAACAGGCCCGAGAAGUGGCUAGGGCAGAUUUUCAGGAGGAGCUGAUGAGACUUAUUGACCCUGACCUUUCAGAGAAUGACCUUGUUGGGUUCAAUCAGCCUGGUUCUCAAGCUCCACGUAAAGCUGGACGUCUGCAAAGAACUCUGUCGGAUGAAAGUCUGAGUAAUUCUAAAGUAGCCAGUAAUGACAAAGCACAGAGUCAGGGUAGCGACUCAGUCACACAAAGACUUUCGCCUCGAGCAGUUUCAGACCUUGCAAAUGCUAGACAGAGAAGUAAAUCUACAAUGGAUAAUAGGGUCCCAUUAAUGGAGUCUGCUGCAGCUCUGGAUUGGUCCAAACUGGUCAAUGUGGCCUCAAAGGCUAUUGAUGAAACAGAUUCUGGCAGUAAAUCCAAUCUUAGGAGAGGAGAUGCUGGCCAUGAACAUGAGGACAGCGAUUCACAAGAUGACCAACCUCCACCCAGGCCUCCGUCUCCUGAAAUGUCUCUCGGCUUAACCAACUCUACCUCUGGAAUGCCUUCAUCAUAUACGUCCAUGUCCUCUACCCCACAACAAAGAAUACUUGACCUUGAACAGAGAGUGACAAAGUUGUCCCAGGAACUGGAUAAGGUGAGAGGUCAAACAGGAAAAGUCCGAGAUGGAAAUAGAGAUACAGGAUCUGCGGGCAGACAAUGUCAGACUUCAGGAGGAAUCCCAGACAGCUGCCACCCAGCUCCGCCGCUUCACAGAGUGGUUUUUCAAUACAAUAGAUCGCCAGUAAACACAUCUCCAAGUCCACAGGGACCCAACAAAACAUAUCUUUGACUGAUACAGCUGUUGUGUUGCAUCUGUUUGUGAUAGUUGUUAAAAAAAAAUUCUAUGAAUUGCCUAAUGUUUAUGUACCUGUGAGAAUGUCUUUUGUUUUACAGAAUGGCAAAUCAUGUUUUCAAGUUUUUAUUUUAAUAACUGAUAGGAUUUAUUUAGUAAGGGACUUAUUAAUCCAUUAUCAUAUCAUCCUAUUUUUUUAAAAACUCAAAUCUUUCAUCGCUAAGAUAAAACAUAGACAAAUAUGUUGUAUAUUUGUUAAAAAGUAAAACAUGCAAAAACAAUUGUUAAUGUAUGCUUUCAGUACAAGUGCAAAGUUGUUGAGGGGUUGUUUUUUAACCAAAAAUUAUUCCAAAGUUUAUACCUUGAAAAACAUAAAUGAAUAUUAGGUAUUAAAAAAAAUGUUUUCCUAUUUAAAUGUAUACAUAGCAGCUGGUUUUGAAACUGUGGUCCAGAAUAUUUAAGGUAAAUCUUCACACUAUAUGUUGAAGUCACAUGUUGCUCCUGUUACUACACACGUCCUGCCAGUACCUUAUUGUAAUGAAUACUACAAGUUUCUAAAAUAUAUUUUUAUACCUUUUUGAUACACAUUUAUUCUACCUAAGUUCUAACGCUCUGGCAAAGCUCUAAAUUAGAUCUGUGUGCUUGUUAACAUGAAAUAGACUUCAGUUCUACUGUAAGUUGAGGUUUGAGAACAUGUUGACUAGCCAGCAUGAAAGUGGGAGUUAGUUAGUGUUAUUAUGUUGAGCACUGUGAACUUAGCCUGUUGUUUUAGUUUGCUGGAGUUCAACUGCUGAGUAGCCUCAUCAGCACUUUGCUGGGAACACAUCUGGAGCAGUGUUUUAAGUGUUUUGCUCUUUGAAUCCCUUGUGUUGACUACAAAUAUACUACCUAUAUUUAAUGUCUUUGUCUUGCAUCCAGGUUUCUGUGACACACACAAAAAAUGUACAUAGAUCUAUGUACAUACUUGUACUCUAUGUACAUACUCUAGUGUAUAGUCUUGUAGGGCAAUAACUUUAGGGGAUGCUUUGGUCAACUCGUGACAAUCAUUGUUGAAAUACUGCUGGACAUUGUUGUGAUGAUUUAUGUACAAUAAAAUUAAGGACACUACAUGUUAAAAAAGCAUCAGGAAUGCAUCUAACUUAAAUUUGUAUUACUUUAAGUCAACAAUCAACUGCUGAGGUAACCAGCUGCUUUUGUGAUGUUAGUAUGUGGGAUGACAGUAACCUAUAACAUAAAAUGUGGGACAACGCUAGAAACUAAAAUGUCCUUCUCUUACUAGAACUUUGAGCCCAAGGAACUUCUAGAAUGUUCAAUGCUUCCAUCAUUUUAGUCAAUACUUUUUAAUUAUGUUUUGUUUUUUUUACUUCAAGGUUAAUGAUUUGACCUUAUUGUUUGUAUACACAUGAUAGUCUACAGGCACAACCAAAGCUAUUUUAUUGAAUAGUUUGUACUUGAUUGCUACUUUGUGUGCUGUAGCUAACAGAAGUGCAAUAGAGGCUAAUGUUUUGCUUUUCAACUACAAUAGUGUUUUGUUAAGAUUGCAAGUUGUGAGACUAUUUUCUGAGUCAGUUUUUUGCUUUUGUUGACCUUUCUCCACAAAGCCAAAUAGAGUAGACUUUGCACAUUUCAUUUGGUAUUGUUGUGAAUGUUUUAUAGAAUCUGUGCAGUGCUGAACUGGGCAUGUACAGUACCUAGUCAUAUUGUGAGUAAUAUAUGUAUGCAUUUAUGGGUACUCUUACAGUUGGCAUAAACUUUCUUAUAAAUCUACCUAUAUAGGUCUUAUGUAGGAUUAAGCUUGAGAUAGUGAACCAUAUAUUUUGUGAUAUCAAUUACUAAUUAUCUUUUCAACAUUAAAAAGAAUCAAAUUAUUUUUCAGCUUAAAAAAUUUUAAUCUUGAAUAAUAGUUCAAACUGGUUAGAUAAUGGAGGAGUUUGCUUUUUUCACAUCAUUUUAAUUACAAAAUUGUAAAAAAGUUAUAAUAGAAAAUGGAAUCAUUGAAUUCCUUCAUUUUGUUUUCAUCAACCAAAUAAUACUCUGAUCAAGAGUUCACUAUCUCAAUCCUGAUAAUUAUGUAAACUAGAUCUAAACUAUCUACAAAAAUAUAUGUGUUUACAAAAUAAUGUGUGUAUGGUGUAUAUAUAAAAACAUGUAGGCUUGAGUAUAUUAGUGUAUAUAGGAACUCUUAUCUAUAUUAUAACUUUCGCAACAAAUAUGUUUCAUGUAGUAUUUUUGUAUGAACUUGAUGUAUAAAUGUGUAUAUUAUAUAAACAGCAGGACUCCAAAUGUAAGAUGAAAUUCUGUCCAAUAUAGUUGACUUUUUUCUCUUCAUAAGAGUUGCUGAUAUUUAAAUGUUCCCUGUAAGCUGGACUGGUGGUAAUUUCUAAACAGUCAAAACUAGCAGGUUUAUGUAGUUCAGUGAGCCAGUGAUUAGGUUGUGCAGUUAUAUAUUUCCUCUAUACUCUGACCAUUAAAUUCUGAACAAAAA